Messenger RNA from Gallus gallus (chicken), 3013 nucleotides. RefSeq names its product tectonic family member 1 (gene TCTN1). The coding region runs from base 31 to 1602 and encodes 523 amino acids. Gene Ontology annotation, cellular component: MKS complex. The record is from RefSeq and is a predicted model, not a curated record. The transcript has 13 exons. NCBI's taxonomy places the organism in Eukaryota, Metazoa, Chordata, Aves, Galliformes, Phasianidae. Gene Ontology annotation, biological process: cilium assembly; protein localization to ciliary transition zone.
GUCGCUAGGGGCGGCCUAGCAGCGGCCGUCAUGGCGGCGGCGCUGAGGCUUGGCCUGCUUCUUUUCUUGUCGCCGCUUCGCGCAGCCGAGCCCAGCACCGAGCUCCCAUCCAGCCCAGAGGCGUCAUCGAAGACCCGUGCUACCGCUUGGAAGCGGGGUCGCAGCGGGCCGGCCCCGCUCACGGACGUUGCCAAGCUGUGUGUUUGUGAUCUGUUGGUGGCACAGUGUGAUGUAAAUUGCUGCUGUGACCCUGACUGCAGUGCUGAAGAUUUCAGUCUCUUUACUACAUGUUCAGUUCCUAUUGUCACAGGUGACAGCCGUCUUUGUAGUCAGAAAGCUGCUAUAUAUUCACUUGAUACUGAAGCAAAUCCACCAGAAAGAGUUUUUAAAUUAGUUGACCAUAUAAAUCCCAGUGUUUUCUGCAUUCAUGCUACAAACUAUGAACAGGCACUCUCCUUUAGCUCCCCUGAAACACCUACUGCUGAAAAUUUUGAUCAACUGCUUAAAAAGUAUGGAGGUGCUACUUUCAGUGCUGAGCCCAACAGCUGGAGUAUGAACUCAGAUGCUUCAGAUCCUUCUGAUGCAAACAAGAGUUACAGAUAUGAGUAUGGUGUUCCUAUACAGACGGUGGAUGCAUUUCUCAGGCUGCCUAGUCCUGUUGUCUCCUCUUGGUGCUCUGAUGCAAACCCUGCAGGUUUCCUAGUACACCAGGCUACAAAAUGCAUUCGAUCAAUCAGUGUGGAAAACUGUGGCAACAUUCAAGCAGUUAGCAUGCUUUUUUAUAUCAACUCCAGCAUUUUAGCAGUGCCUAAAUCUAGUCAGAUGGUGAGUUAUCAUAUUACAUACACAGACACAGGAGAAAUAAUAGAAGCAGCUGCUUCUUUUGUCUUGGGAGCAGUUAACAAAGAAGCACUUUCAGUACAACAGAGCUUUGAAAUCAGCUUUACUCAGGUAAAUACAAAUCCAGUUCCUUUCAGUGGUAAUCCUGGUUAUGUUGUUGGACUGGCUGUAAGAGCGGGCUUCAAGCCACAAGGAUCAGGCAUCAUUCAGAAUACUAACAAAUAUGGUCAGCUUACCAUUCUGCAAAGUACAGCCCACCAGGAUUGUCUCACAGCACAGGAAGCCAGAACCCCAGUGUUAUUUGGUUACAACAUGAUAUCAGGCUGUAAGUUACGAAUUACAGCAGCUAUGAAUUGCCAGCCCUUGGCUCAGGUCCUCCUAGAUUUACUGAUGGGACAAAGCUUUCCUGAGUACGUGGCCCCAUUUGGAAAUUCUCAAGCCCAGGAUGUGCUUGACUGGGUGCCAAUAACUCACCUUCGCACCUCAGAACAGAGCUCCUGCCAAAUACCAGUAGCACUUGAAAUAGAAGUGAAGUGGACUAAAUAUGGAUCCCUAGUCAAUCCACAAGCCAGAAUAGUAAACGUUACAGCAACAACCACUACUACUACAUUGAAGCAGCUUCCUCUGGGAAGAGAAAGGACUAUUCCUAUAACAAGUUCUGUUGUUUUCACUGAUAUUUCUUCACCUGCAGAACCAGGCUAUAAAGCUUGGCCCACCAUUAAUGCCAAGUUACCCCAUGACUUUUUCUUCCCAUUUGUCUAAGGUAAGUGCCCAAAACAAAACAAAACAAACAAAAAGAUAAAAAGCUAAUUUCUUUUUCCUAUUUUUAAUCAAUUUCCUAAAGAAGCAAAGUUUAUCCAGUCACUGUGUUGGCCCAUCAGUUUCUUCCAAACUGUAGGCAUGCUGAGUUAAAAACUGUCCAAUAGAAAAAAAGGUGAGCCCUUGUGAGGGUUCUCAAAAGCUUUAAGGUAGGGGAAAAAAAAAAAAAAGAAAGAAGUAUGAAUGAUGAGUUGCCAAUUGCACUUCUGCUGAGAGGAAAAAAUGUUGCAGCAUGAACUUGGUGGUGGCUGCAAGCUGGCCCAUCAGCACACAUCCAACCAGCAGCUGGGCACUCUGAGCUAGCUCCAGACUAACAGUCUGGGACUCACAGCAAGCAGGCAGAAAGGGAAGGAGCACAGCUCCAUAGGAAACCAGGCUUCAUUAUUCUGUGAACAGCAGAGCUAAUUGUUAAUUAAAGUAAUCGUGGCAUUAGAUAAGGCCUCCACUUUUAUCCAUUUCUAUAGAUGAAUGAGCUACGUAUUUCUAGCUAUUUUCCCCAAACCACUAAUUAAUUACAUUUCUUUUAAAAAAAAUGUAAACAGUGAAGCAAUGCUUUCAGAAGAGCUCAGUGACCCUCCAGCUGGCUGCAGCUGAAAUCAAUUGGAGAAGCCUGCUGCAGUCAACACCUUUUGAAAUUCCUAUUCCUCAAGUCACACACUUUAACUAUAAAACACCCCAGGACUGCUGGUACCUGAACAAGUUCACACUGUAUUCAAACACCAACCUAGUCCUUUAGAAUAUGCUUCCUAAUUUAUUUAUUUAUUUUUCCUGGAGUCUAGCUGUUCCCAGCAGUCCACUCACCUACAUCUUGUCUUACAUAUUCUGAUUCUUUUAAUGUGUUGAUUUAAGAGCUGUGGAAGCAGAUGACUCGGUAGCCCAGCAGGCUGCAAAUGAACACUUAAAUGGAAGAAGACAUGAGAGAAUACAGUAUCAGAACUCAGAUCUGCUGUUGAGAAUCAAGCAUUGUUUGACAUGAGAUGGCAUGUGUUUGCCUCUAUUUUGGUGCUCAUUUGAUUGUCAACUAAAGAAGUCGGAAUUUGGUAUUUUUGGAAGUGAACAUUACAUAAAUAACAAAGUGGCACAAGCAGCAACAGAAAAGGAAUCAACCAGCAAUAUGAGAAGAACAGCUAUCAAAGAAGAGAUGUAGUAGUGAUGAACGGUCAGCUGUGAGAGAAGUGAGCUCUCCAGCCUGAACUCUUAUCUCUGCAACAGCAAGUUUCUACAAGGUGUUGCAAACAAAGAACCUUAUCGCUGAAAAACAUCAUUCCUUGAAAUGGGUGGUACUUCCUGAAUGUACAGCUUGUAAAGUUGUGUCUUUAUUAAAUUAUUUUGCAGUUUUGUCUGUACAACUGUA